This is a messenger RNA of Oncorhynchus gorbuscha (pink salmon), 2115 nucleotides long. RefSeq names its product glutamate receptor ionotropic, NMDA 3A-like. The record is from RefSeq and is a predicted model, not a curated record. NCBI's taxonomy places the organism in Eukaryota, Metazoa, Chordata, Actinopteri, Salmoniformes, Salmonidae. The transcript is spliced from 12 exons. Gene Ontology annotation, molecular function: NMDA glutamate receptor activity; transmitter-gated monoatomic ion channel activity involved in regulation of postsynaptic membrane potential. Bases 1 to 2115 code for a protein of 704 amino acids. Gene Ontology annotation, biological process: monoatomic ion transport; ionotropic glutamate receptor signaling pathway; synaptic transmission, glutamatergic. Gene Ontology annotation, cellular component: postsynaptic membrane; plasma membrane.
AUGUGCCCACGUGGCUACCGGCAGCUCUCACUUCAAUCUCAAAACAAGUGCAUCUACUCACGACCGCUCAUGCUGUUUCUGUCCAACACGUCGUUUGACGGUCUGAGUGGUUUCAUCUCAUCCCAGGAGGAGACAGUGAUCUCCUCAGAGAGCCAUCACUUCAUCUGGUCCCUGCAACACGACCCCAUAGGGAAGCCCAUGUGGACCAGACUGGGCCGAUGGAAGCAUGACAGGGUGCUACUGGACUACACUGCCUGGACCAACAAACAGGCAUCCUAUCAGGGCGGGGACUGGAGAUACCUGUCGCGGCUCCACCUCCGGGUGGUGACGUUAGUGGAGCACCCCUUCAUCUUCACCCGGGAGGUGGAUGAGGACGGUCUCUGUCCCGCUGGUCAGCUCUGCCUGAACCCCCUCACCAACAACACAGUCCUGCUCCAGUCUCUCUUCCUCCAGAUGCGGGGGCCCAACGACAGCAUUCCCAUGGAGUAUAAGAAGUGUUGCUACGGCUACUGCGUCGAUCUACUGGAGAAACUGGCGGAGGACGUGGGGUUUGACUUCGACCUGUAUAUUGUAGGCGAUGGCAAGUAUGGUGGGUUUAAGAACGGACGCUGGACAGGGCUGGUGGGGGAUCUUCUCAGCGGAGCGGCCCACCUGGCCGUCACAUCUUUCAGUAUCAACUCGGCCCGGAGCAGGGUUAUAGACUUCACCUCCCCGUUCUUCUCCACCUCUCUGGGCAUCCUGGUACGGACCCGGGAUACGGCCGCGCCCAUCGGGGCAUUCAUGUGGCCCCUGCACUGGUCCAUGUGGCUGGGGAUAUUCGUCUCGCUACACGUUACUGCCUUGUUCCUGACCAUCUACGAGUGGAACAGCCCGUUUGGGAUGACGCCGCGAGGCAGGAACAGAGAUAAGGUGUUCUCCUUCUCCUCGGCUCUGAACGUCUGCUAUGCCAUCCUGUUUGGCCGUACAGCUGCCAUUAAACCUCCUAAGUGCUGGACGGGGCGGUUCCUCAUGAAUCUCUGGGCUAUCUUCUGCCUGUUCUGUCUGUCCACCUACACAGCCAAUCUGGCCGCCGUCAUGGUGGGGGAGAAAACCUUCGAGCAACUCUCAGGAAUACACGAUCCAAAGCUUCAUCACCCAUCACAGGGGUUCCGCUUCGCCACGGUCCGGGAGAGCAGUGCCGAGGAUUACCUGAAGAAAAGCUUUCCAGAGAUGCACGAAUACAUGAGACGGUACAACGUACCAGCAACCCCAGAUGGAAUAGAACAUCUGAAGCAUGAUCCACAGCAACUGGAUGCUUUCAUCAUGGACAAGGCCUUACUAGACCACGAGGUGUCUAUAGAUGCAGAAUGCAAGACACUCACUGUGGGGAAACCAUUUGCAAUUGAAGGUUACGGCAUCGGCCUGCGCCAGAACUCCCACCUGACCUCUAAUAUCUCAGAGCUGGUGAGCCAGUACAAGUCUGACGGCUUCAUAGACAUGCUACAUGAUAAGUGGUAUAAGGUGGUGCCCUGUGGGAAACGGAGCUUCGCAGUCACAGAGACCCUACAGAUGGGCAUUAAGCAUUUCUCAGGCCUGUUUUUGAUGCUGUGUGUCGGGCUCGGUCUGUCUCUCCUCACCACCCUGGCUGAACACAUAAUCUACCGCUUUGCCAUACCCAGAGUCAAGGAGCCCAAGUUCAAGUACUGGCUGCAUACUAGUCAGAGGUUACAUCGAGCAAUGAACUCAUCUUUCAAUGACGAUAAACUGCAGACUGUAGCCAAGCCAGAAGAAAGGUGCAUCAUGGGUAACAACCAACAACAACUGCAGCCAUGUGUACCAUGGAAUAGCUCCAACUGCAACAGGAGGAAGAUCCCACCUCAGGAGUCCCUGCUAAAUGUUCUGGAGUCUCCCCCCCUCUCUGUGAAGAGCCUGGUCCCCUGGCAGGCAACAUCUAACGGGAGGACAGACCAGGUGGGUCUGCAGGUCAGGACCAACCCAAUGCUGCAGGAGCUGUCAGAGCUGGAGACACACAUCACCAUCAUCAAACAACAGCUGCACAUCGCCAUGAUGAAGAAGAGGGAGCUGGAGCAACCAGCAGAAACACAUGACAGAGUAGCAGACACACAGGAACACUGA